Molecule: messenger RNA, 2268 nt
Organism: Vitis riparia (riverbank grape)
Lineage: Eukaryota; Viridiplantae; Streptophyta; Magnoliopsida; Vitales; Vitaceae
Product: EG45-like domain containing protein
Exons: 5
Coding region: 759-1160 (133 amino acids)
Source: RefSeq, a predicted model, not a curated record
UAAUUGUGUGAUUCUUUGUUUGAUAAUUAUUAUUUCGCUAAAAUAUAUAUUCUUUUAUAUAGAGGAUGUCUAGCAAUAUAGUUCAACCAUUACAACAACCAAGUGGUGAAGAAAGUGAAAAGCAAGGCAAGGCUUAUUGGGAUGAUAUUACAAUGGAUGCUUUUAUCAAAGUUUGUGUGAUUGAGACUUUGACUGGAAAUAGAACAAAUCGCCACUUUAGCAAGUUGGGAUGGAAAAUUGGGAUAAAAGCCUUCAACAAUUGGACUGGAAGAAACUAUCAAUAUAGGCAACUUAAGAAUAAAUGGAGUUCUCUUAAAAAGGAUUGACAACUUUGGAAUACCUUGAUUGGAAAAGAGACCAACCUUGGGUGGGAUCCUAUGAGACAAAUCAUCAAUGCAAGCAAUGAAUGGUGGGAAAAGAAAUUGAAGAGAAUCCUGAAAAACUAUAGGCCGUUUUGAAGAAUAGAUGGAGAAUGAUACGAGAAAUGCAUAGUUUUCCUCUUGAAAAACAAGUAAAGACUGUUAUUGCUUCAGUGGCUCUUCACAACUUUAUAAGAAUUAAUGCUAGAAUGAAUAUGGAAUUUAAACGUUAUGAUGAUGAUGAUCAAGGGUUGCUUCCACUUAAUGAAGAAGAUAGUAGAAUGGAUUCACUUGUUGAGGAAGAUGGUUCACAUCAUACAAGAGAAAUGGAAGAAGAACGCGAUUGAAUUGCAAAUCUUCUUAUAUCUCAUUGAUGUUUGAUUAUGACUCUAAUAUGAGAUGUCUAAGGCCCAAGUAUUCCUCCAAUGCCUCCUGCUCCUCCUAUGUGCAGAGCUCUUCCAUUUCUCACUUGCUGAUGUUGGCAUGGCAGCCCAAUACAGACCCCCAUAUCUACCAACUGCCUGCUAUGGCAACGAUGUGUCUAAGCUCCCAUCAAGCAACUUAUUUGCUUCGGCCGGAGAUGGGAUAUGGGACAAUGGGGCAGCGUGCGGCAGGCAGUACUUUGUCAGGUGCUUGAGCGCACAAACUCCAGGGACAUGCAAAGCUGGUCAGAUCAUAAAAGUGAAGAUAGUUGAUAGAGCCUCCAGGAAUGGAGUGAUCCUUGUUCUUUCUACUAUUGCAUUUGGGGCUAUUGCUAAUCCUUCUGCUGCUUUGGUUAACAUAGAAUUUACCGAGGCUUGAGGGUAUCAGUGUGGAUCUACGUCUGAGGGAGGUUUCUUUCUGCUAGUGAGCUUUCCAUUCUAUGUUUUUCUUGUCCACUGCAAACUCUAAGCAAAAGCGACUUUCGAAUUUCGAUAAAGGUACCAGUUUUAGCUUGAAGUCUUUCAAAUUAAAAUACAUCGACUUUUGGUGAAAUUCAAUUUUGGUUUCUGUGAUUACAGGGCUGUGUUUUUAGUAAAUCAAUGUAUGUGAGUCCUUGCGUUUUGGUGGUUGUGUUACAUAAGUGGAGUUCUUUUGAGUUUAUGAGAGUUGAGGAAUAUCCAGAGGUUAAGCUUUUCCGAUGAGCAGUAAAUGCCGAAAUUUUCAUGAUUGUCGUUCAUGCCUUUUUCCGAUGAAGAUCCAGGCCAAUGACUAGCCGUAAAGCACCUAAAUGCCAACCACCAGAUUCAGUGGUUUUUUUUGGGCUAUACGGCCCGAUAGAAAGGUACUUUCUCUCUUUUUGGCCUAUAUAUUUUGCUGGGUUGUUAGUUUUAAUGUUUCUUGUGCUAGAUGAAUUCAUUCUCUACAUAAAAUGGUUACAUGUGAAUGGUUACAUACACACACACUCAAGGUUUUAUGGCACCAUAUCAUAAUAUACACAAUUAGUUGAGUGAUUUUCGUAGUGAUGGUGAAGCUGGAGGAAAAGAGGAGAUAUUCAACCAAUGUCAUGCAAGAUUAAGAAAUGUCAUUGAAUGUGCUUGGUGUUGUUAAGGCGUGUUUCCCACUAUUAAGAGAAUGGCACCUUAUUCGUUUACUACUCAAACAAAAUUUGUUAUGACAUGCUUCUCCAUUCACAAUUUUCUUCGACAAAUCUCAGUUGCGGAUAGAUUAUUUUCUGAAUAUGACAAUGAAGUGGAAUUGAAGAGUGACAAUGCAAAUCAAAAUCAAAACCCAACUACAAGCAGUUUUUUUGCAGCAUCUGAUCAAGAAUUCAUGCAAUGGUUCCGAGACCAAAUCGCAAAUGAACUCUUUAAAGUAUUUAAUUAAUUUGUCAUUUUUAGCUUUUUACCAUUGUAAGAAAUGCAAUGUUUAGAUAUUUGCUUAUAAUGUGAUGUCUUUGGAUAUUUGAAAAUAUGUACUUGAAUUGUUA